GGUGACGUUCUGCGCAUGCGCGAGGAUCAUGUAAUUUCCUUUCCUGCUGGUGGUACCGCCAUUUUGAAUCUUUUUGUAUUUGAUAUCAAUUGCAGUAGAGCUUCGUCUUCUCGUUAAAUACAGUUUUCCAAGAAGUCGUACAAACUAAGGAAAUACACAGUACGAGUAAUAUCAGAAGUAAUAUUAACGUGAUAAUUCUACAAGCACACGACACGUUGUAGCCUUAAAGAGAGCAUUUUCUUGGGUGUGGUUACGCCCUGUCUUGGUGGUGAGUGUAGUACAAAGGUGGGGCAUGAUCGAGUGCCAAUGGAGUCACUACUCCUAUAAAUUCGACGAUCUACGUCAGUGAAACUUGUAAUGCAGUUCUCGACUUCGUUUGAAUCGGACGUGACAGUGAGAUCGUUGCUUCUUAGAACGUCAUCAUAGUUGAACGUAAUCUAUACGUUGGGGAACGAUGAUCCAGUAUAUUGUAAUAUUAUCUGGAAUGAUGAGCGUGGUCCUUGGUGCUCCACAAUGGUAUGGACCACAUGCUGGUUAUGGUGGCCAUGCUGCACCGGCUCCACUUGGUCCCGAUGGUCGUGUCGUAGACACUCCUGAAGUAGCUCAAUUAAAAGCCGCACAUUUGUCGGCUUUGGCCGAGGCAAACGCACGUGCACCGAAAGGACCUGGUCCUGUAUCCGGACCGUAUCCAUCUCAUGCGGGACCUGCUGGUUACGCACCGCAUUACAGUGGACCACCUGCACCAUUGGGACCUGAUGGACGCGUAGUAGACACACCCGAGGUUCAACAAGCGAAAUCGGUACAUUUCUCUCUUUACAAUGCGGAAGCACAACGUGUACCAGCUGGACCAGCUGAUCCAGUUUCAUCUGGUGCCUACGAUCCAUCCUGGAAUAAUAAUGGUGCUUGGAAUCAAGGCUCAUGGAAUAACGGACACAAUUAUUAUUGAAAGGAUUUUUUUAAUUUUUUUUCUCUUUUCCUUUUUUUUUUUCUUUCUUUAUUUCUUUGAUCAUGUUCGUUCGACUGCAAUCAAUUUAAAAGAAUAUGCUCCGUUCGCGUAUCUUUUGAAAGUCUACCUCGAGAUAAUAUUCGAUUAUUUUAUCUACCUCGUAUCAAGACUAAUCUUAAGAAGAAGAUGAAGAAGAAAUUAUAUAUGCUCUUCGUUUCGACUGAUUUCAACGAUUUUCAACUACCUCUUAUUAUUUAUUCGGAUGAACGAGUAAUAUAUUUCUUCGAUUCAUAGAUCUCUCUCUCUCUUUCUCUCUCUCUCUCUGUCUGUUUAUCUGUCUGUCUGUCAGACUAUCAUUCUUGCUUCUUUAUUUUAUCAUUUAUAUUAUAUUAUCAUAUACUAUAUUUCGAGCGAUCAACUAUCCAAUCUUUUAUACGUAUGGUGCUAUUAAAUAUAUUAUAUAUAUAUCGACAUACAUGCACGCACACACAUGUAUACAUAAAAGUGUUAUAAAUAAUCUAGUUAUCAAUAAUUCAAUCUUAAUAACUGUAUAUCGAACGAGUUCUCUCAUCGCAAGGAAAUCAUUUUCAAGGUUACUCGAAUAAUACCGUUCUAAACAAGUUUUUUUAGUUGUCUUUGAAUUGCCUCUUAUCAAAUGAUCUUAUUUGAUUAGUUUACGUUCAUUGAUGUGAGGAAAAGUAAGUUCUUCACAUCGUUGAGCGUAGAUAUGCAACAUGUGCGAAGGCCGUUUUCUUAUAGAUCGUAUAGAUCGUAUUAUAUAGAUCCCUCAAUAAUCCCGGCACGUGCCGAUCGGUUAACACGCUCCUGACAAGAUUUCGAUCGAACUGAUAAUACGGUAGUGCCAUUAACGUCAUGUUACGUUUUGAUUUAUCGUUCUUGAUUUAUCACUGGAUAACGAGUACUACCAUCGUCGUUGCUUUCUUUGUUGCUUUGCUAUGAAUAAUAUGACUUCAUGAUUUGCUAUUUUUUCUCUUUCUUUCUUUUUCUUUUUCUUUCUUUUUUUUUUUUUUUAAAUAAAA
Vespula vulgaris is the source of this 1986-nucleotide messenger RNA. Its product is annotated as cuticle protein 2-like. The record is from RefSeq and is a predicted model, not a curated record. Bases 455 to 946 code for a protein of 163 amino acids. The transcript is spliced from 5 exons. Lineage: Eukaryota; Metazoa; Arthropoda; Insecta; Hymenoptera; Vespidae.